Messenger RNA from Poecilia latipinna (sailfin molly), 855 nucleotides. Its product is annotated as 3-mercaptopyruvate sulfurtransferase-like. The annotation marks the transcript as partial. The transcript is spliced from 2 exons. Gene Ontology annotation, molecular function: thiosulfate-cyanide sulfurtransferase activity. Gene Ontology annotation, cellular component: mitochondrion. Lineage: Eukaryota; Metazoa; Chordata; Actinopteri; Cyprinodontiformes; Poeciliidae. The record is from RefSeq and is a predicted model, not a curated record.
GCGAGCCUGAACCAGUCCUGGGUGAAGAGCUAUGAAGAUGUGCUGGAGAACAUCAAGACCAAGAAGGUCCAGGUGGUGGACGCCAGGUCUGGUGGCAGGUUCCAGGGUACCGACCCAGAACCAAGAGGAGAUAUACAGUCUGGGCAUUUCCUCGGAGCAAUCAACAUGCCCUACACAACUUUCCUGGAAUCUAAUGGAAAGCAUAAGAGCACCGAGGCCCUGACCAAGCUCUUUGAGAACGCUGGAGUGGACCCGAAAAAGCCGAUCUGGGCUUCCUGCGGUUCGGGAGUCACCGCCUGCCACGUUCUUCUGGCUGCCGACCGGCUUGGACACACCGAUCUUUAUCUCUACGACGGCGCGUGGGUGGAGUGGUUCAAGAGGGCUUCUCCAGAGCUCAUCAUCUCUGAGGGGGAGGGAAAGAAGGCCUAAACCAUUUUUAAAAUAAGCUAGGAGCCGGAUUAGGUUGCUGUUUGAAAUGGGACUAGUCUGUUUGCUGUGGAAAGUAAGAGUACAACACUUAACUUAUGCUGCAGGGUGUAUAUUUUCAUUUACUAAUGUUGGGAUGAUAGAGAAUGCUAUUAAAAAAACUUUUAACAUAAAUGAAGUGCUUUAUAAAUGUAAGUUAACAGAGGAAGAUGUAGGUUUUCUGCAGCUGAAGAGCAUUUUAUGAAACAUUUUGACAUUAUGCAGAUAGGACUUUUUUAACAGAUCUAUGUAUAAUUUCUUAUCUGUUUCUCUUCUGGUAUCAUCGGACAGCAGGGAUGUUACAUUCCUUGAUUAAUGUCCAUAUGUAAUUAUGCACGAUUUGCUUUUGUUUCUGAGACAUAAAAUAAAUAAAAUGUUAUCUUGGGUAAA